Molecule: messenger RNA, 1269 nt
Organism: Rosa chinensis
Lineage: Eukaryota; Viridiplantae; Streptophyta; Magnoliopsida; Rosales; Rosaceae
Product: palmitoyl-monogalactosyldiacylglycerol delta-7 desaturase, chloroplastic
Exons: 7
Coding region: 227-973 (248 amino acids)
Cellular component (GO): endoplasmic reticulum membrane
Molecular function (GO): oxidoreductase activity, acting on paired donors, with oxidation of a pair of donors resulting in the reduction of molecular oxygen to two molecules of water
Source: RefSeq, a predicted model, not a curated record
GAAUAUCUGACAUAUAAUAAAGCUCCUUCAAGCGGGUUGGUUCAGGGCUUCAAUACUUCAAUUCAUGUACACAGUACACCUAAACCACGCUUUGGUCGAUAUGUACCGACAAAAGUUCUCCAAGUACGAGCAUUAGGUUUCACCCACGUACCAUGGCCUGACAGAGGCAGCUACUGGUGUACGUAGUAGUACAGUUGAGCGAGAGUUAAGCUUAUCAGAGUCAGAUAUGGGGCUUCUGGGAAUCUGGGCGGCCAUUCUCAAUACGCCUUGUGCUUAUUUCUGGGGGAGGAAAUGGAAUUUAUUUGACCUAGUGAUGGUAGCGAUGUUUGUGUCGAUCCAUGUCCUUUGUUUAUUUGCACCAUUUCAUUUCAACUGGUCUGCGUUUUUCCUCAUGUUGGCUCUCAGUUAUGCCACCGGCUUGGGAGUAACUCUGUCUUACCACAGAAACCUUGCGCACAGGAGUUUCAGGCUUCCCAAGUUUCUCGAGUACUUGUUUGCCUAUAUCGCUGUUCUUUCCGCUCAGGGAAGUCCAAUUGACUGGGUGAGCACACAUCAUUACCACUACCAGUAUACAGAUACAGAGAAAGAUGCUCAUAGCCCUCUUAAGGGUUUUUGGUUUAGUCACAUGGGAUGGAUUUUGGAUAGCAAUACGCGCUUCGGAAGAUAUGGUGGACUGAAAAAUGUUGAAGAUUUGAAAAGGCAGCCAUUCUAUAGGUUUCUUCGUCAUACGUACUUUUUACACUCGUUUAUUCUUGGAGGAAUUCUAUAUGUCCUUGGUGGGUUUCCCUUCAUCGUUUGGGGAAUGGGAGUGAGAAUGGUAGUUGUUUUCCAAAGCACUUUGCUAGUCAAUUCAUCUGGCCAUACGUGGGGGUAUCAAGCAUGGAAUACCGGUGAUCUAUCUAAGAACCUUUGGUGGUUGGGAAAUGCACAACAACCACCACGCUUUCGAAUACUCGGCUCGACAAGGCCUUGAAUGGUGGCAGAUUGACGUGACUUGGUACGUCAUAAAGUUUCUUGAAACUUUAGGGUUGGCAAAAGAUGUGAAACUACCAUCCGAAGCUCAUAAGAAACGCAAAGCUUUAGAGACCAGAGCAAUGAUGGCUACUCAUGAAAUAAGCUACAAAGAUUAAAUAGUUUUCUUAAUUUGCUAUUAAUUAUGUGAUAUGGAUAGCUACGCACUACCCCCUGAAUUUUAAUUUUAUACUUUAUAUAUGUUGUGGUGAAUAAAAUUCUUGCAUGGAAUGCAUGUCAGUUUGUACUCUAGCUAAU